Molecule: messenger RNA, 1738 nt
Organism: Serpula lacrymans var. lacrymans S7.9
Lineage: Eukaryota; Fungi; Basidiomycota; Agaricomycetes; Boletales; Serpulaceae
Exons: 15
Coding region: 151-1533 (460 amino acids)
Biological process (GO): adenylate cyclase-activating G protein-coupled receptor signaling pathway
Cellular component (GO): heterotrimeric G-protein complex
Molecular function (GO): G-protein beta/gamma-subunit complex binding; G protein-coupled receptor binding; GTPase activity
Source: RefSeq, a predicted model, not a curated record
AAAAGAUGAUCGAUCCUUGUUUUGUCCGAACAAAAUGGUCCGAGCCCAAGAGGGUGCUUCGCUGUACAUACGUGGGAUGUUCUUAACGUGAAGGGAAGUACUGGAGAUGAACCCGUUCUGCAUCAUUCGCUCUUCAUCCAGCAGUCAACCAUGGCUGGAAGGAAAGGUCAUGCUCACUCAGCCUCUGAGCCUAUAAUGCUCCAGCCUCUCGACAAGACUCAGAAAAAGAACCAGUACUACGACGAAGAUGCUACACGGGUCAGCAAUAGGAUCGACGAGGAAAUCAGGAGAGAGUCCGCUAGAAGGAAGGAGUCACAGAAGAGAGAAGUAAAGGUCAUGCUUCUUGGACAGGCAGAGUCAGGCAAGUCCACGCUGCAGAAGCAGUUCCAGCUGUAUUACGCCUACCAGACACUCGACCGCGAGCGGCCUUCAUGGCGUCCUGUCGUAUACUUCAACGUUAUCAAGGCCGUUCGCAUGAUCCUCGAUGAAGUAGACUACGAGCUUGCAUCAGCAGCCAACGAGGUUCCAAUAGCCCAUGCCCUCGCUCCUCUCGGAAAUAUUGUCGGAGAAAUAGCGCAACUUCGUAGCAAAUUGCUUCCUCUUGUUGCGAUCGAGGACUCGCUAGCAUCUGAACUUAGUGGCGGGAUAUCUCUUUCUGGAGGGAAAACUGGUGCUUUUGUCCGCGCGGGAUGGCAAGGUCUUGUUCUACCAAGUCGUAGUCGGUCAUAUACCGACUCGCGAAACGCCUCUGAUCCCAAGGCUGCCGCCAACUCUGCUCAUGUCACGAACCUAGCUUCCAGGACGCUUGCGACUGCACACGAUGAUAUAGACGAGCUAUGGAAGCAUCCUGCUGUGAGAGUUCUCUUGAACAAUCGCAAGUUGCGACUAGACGAAUCUGCCUCUUUCUUCUUGGACAACGUCCACCGUGUUUCGGAACCAGACUAUUUACCUUCUACCGACGACAUUCUGAACGUUCGCCUGCAGACUCUGGGAGUGUCGGAACAUGCCUUUGAUAUAAGUCUUUAUGGUGCACGGUACCUCUGGCUUAUGUAUGACGUCGGUGGUGCAAGAGGACAGAGGCACACGUGGGUACCAUACUUUGAUGAUGCUACUGCUAUUAUCUUCCUUGCGCCCAUCAGCGCUUUCGACCAGUACCUGGAGGAAGACACUCGAACAAAUAGGAUCGACGACUCUUUGCAGUUGUUUACAGCUAUAUGUUCCAAUAAGCUGCUCAAGAAUUCCCACUUGGUGCUGCUCCUGAACAAGGCUGACUUAUUAAAGAAGAAGCUUCAAGAUGGCGUCCAUGUUCGAAAAUACAUUACCUCUUACGGAGAUAGGCCAAACACAUACGAGGAAGUGUCGGAAUAUUUCAGAGCACACUUUAUUCAGGUCCACAAAAGAAACGACAUCUCCCAUCGCUCUCUAUACAUUCACUUCACUUCAAUGCUGGAUAUCAGAGCUACUCAAAAUAUUAUUGUUAACGUGGGAGAGGCUGUUAUCCGUUCUCAUGUAGCUAAAACUGGACUCGUUUGAUCAUUUCCUCUUGUUUCUGGUAGCUUCCUUCAUACUCCUAACGAUCUUUUUAGACAGUUCACUUUGGUUUGGUAGUGAUUAUUUAAUGCCCAUUUACAUAGGUUUACUCUUACAUUAUCUCCCCUUAUCCGAUUUACGAUUGCAUGCAUUACUACGAUAUAUACUGGAUCGCUAUCGCACAAUCCAGUAGUUUCUUGACUUCUCC